AUGCAAAAGUCCAUCAUAGCAUAUCUGUUAGGCAUCGCCAACCUCUCAGCGGCGGCGUUGGACGCGCAACUCGUCCUUUCUCCGAUCGCCGAGGCCGCGAGUGUGUCGCCCCCGCACGGCGAUCACAGUGUCGAUGGGAGAAUAUUGGCUGCAAUAAAGAACCACCCAGACCCAGUCGCCGCGUAUGUCUCGCUCCAGAGUGAGGAUGUUCGAGCGGAGACUGAAGCGGUACUGGCUGAGCCGCGUCUCUUGCAGAUUAUGGGCGCAGCCAAGCCAGAGUGGAUGACUGAGGGAGACAAAAUGCGACUGCGUAGAAAUGGGACAAAUUUCAUGGAUAUCACUGAACAUGAAGAGUUUUAUGCGGAGCAGGUGCACGAUGCGGCGGCCGAGAAGCCAAAUACCCCUGAGCUGGUUCAUGAGAGACUUAUCCGAUCUCUUUUCCCCUACAUCGAUACAGGAAGAAUGCUCGAUGUGCUCAAGCAAAUGACUGGCUAUUAUAACCGUUAUUUCGACGAUAUCCACGGAGAAUUAAGCUCUGAAUGGCUUCAUGACCAUAUUUCUCAAAUCAUUGCCGCCUCCCCGCUUCACACCCACAUCUCGCUAGAGUACUUUACCCACUCUUUCCGCCAACCCUCUAUCAUCGCUCGCUUCGAGCCAAAAGUCCGCAACUUCUCGCAUCCUUUAACUAUCCUCGGUGCGCACCAAGAUUCUGCUAACUAUCUCUUUCCACUCCUGCCGGCCCCCGGCGCGGACGACGACUGCUCUGGCACCGUCAGUAUUCUUGAGGCUUUUCGCGUUCUGGCUGAAGCCGGAUUCACUCCCAAAGAUGGCCCGGUCGAAUUUCACUGGUAUGCUGCGGAGGAAGGUGGCUUACUAGGCAGUCAAGCUAUUGCUCGGUACAAAAAGGAACAAGGAGCGCACAUUGGCGCAAUGAUGGAAUUUGACAUGACGGCAUUUAUUGCCAAGAAUGCCACGGAGACUAUCGGAUUCAUAUCUACGGAAGCCGAUGCAGUUCUGACGGACUGGGCGGUCAAUUUGAGCAACAAAUACCUCUCCAUCCCCGCCAAGGUCUAUGAUCUCCCGGGGAAUGCAUAUUCGGAUUACAUGUCCUACACAAAACUCAACUAUCCGUCUUCUUUUGCUUCCGAGGGAAAUCCCGCUGCCGGUGGCUUAAUUGGUGAAUACGAUCCGUACAUUCACGGGGUUAACGACACCAUGUGGAUCGAUGAUGAAACGGGACAUUUUUCUGUUGACCACAUGGCGAGGUUCAGCGAGUUAGCCAUUGCAUUUGCCGUAGAGCAGGCUGGGUGGGACAAUAAGUGGAGGUAGGUAGCAGCAUAACUUCUGUUCCAGAAAAUGG
Messenger RNA from Penicillium samsonianum, 1360 nucleotides. RefSeq lists its product as uncharacterized. The coding region runs from base 1 to 1329 and encodes 442 amino acids. Gene Ontology annotation, biological process: proteolysis. NCBI's taxonomy places the organism in Eukaryota, Fungi, Ascomycota, Eurotiomycetes, Eurotiales, Aspergillaceae. The transcript has 6 exons. Gene Ontology annotation, molecular function: metalloexopeptidase activity. The record is from RefSeq and is a predicted model, not a curated record.